Messenger RNA from Saccostrea cuccullata (small rock oyster), 1592 nucleotides. RefSeq lists its product as uncharacterized. NCBI's taxonomy places the organism in Eukaryota, Metazoa, Mollusca, Bivalvia, Ostreida, Ostreidae. The transcript has a single exon. The record is from RefSeq and is a predicted model, not a curated record. Bases 39 to 1592 code for a protein of 517 amino acids. Gene Ontology annotation, molecular function: 3'-5'-RNA exonuclease activity.
GUAGUAGGCUGACUAGAACGGUAAGCAAGGCCUUCACAAUGAUGGGUUGUGAAAAAUCUGGGGUAGGGGGUCAUUUCAUGACCUUUUUGAAGGAAAAGGGAGAGCAAAAUCAUUUAAUUUCUUUCAGGGGUCAUAGAUUUAAUCAUUUAUUUUGUGUUGCCGGGUCCGUUUACCAUCACCGACAACAUAUACAAGACUUUUUGUCAUCUUGGGCUGACCCCAAUGACCUCUUGAAAAGUGUUUCCUUUGAUAUUAGAGAAAAGGGGUACAUUUCCAGCAUUCGAGCUUUGGGAAUAAUAGACAAGAUGAUUACAGGCCCUUUAUGGAAACUUAUUGAAUCAGUUGAGAAUGUUUUAGCCUUAAAUCCUUAUCUUCUUAUUUUGAGAGACAAACUAUCUGAAUUGUGUGGUGAUGCAAGUCCCCUUCUGAAAGGUGAGCCUAUUUUUCCAGAUGUUGCUAUCAAGAGGGAUCAAAUUUAUGAAAGUUUGUUUUCAGAAACCGAUGACCCUGUUAUAGAAACCUAUUCUCAAAUGGCCCUAGAACUGGCCCUUGGGGGGAUGCUCCUUAUUUUAGAGAGACAGGCAAAGGACCAGUUGCCAGGAGGUAAGUUUUUUGACCCCCCUAUAACUGACCAGUUCAGAGCAAGUUCGGUUCCUCCCACCAACACUUGCUCUGAACGAGACUUUGCCCAACUUGACAUGCUCAUGAGAGCAAAGCCAUCUGCAUCAACAGAGUGUUAUGAGUCCAUAAUUAUGUGGACCAAUAACAAGACGAGCAAAUGGCUUUCCUCUCUUGACAGUCAAGAGAGGGAGAAAAAUAUUAACAACAGUAGAAAGGCUGCCCCAGAAAUGAUGCAAGCGUUUAAAAAUAAACAGCAGGAAUUGUUCAACACUAAAUUAAAGUUGUUAAGGGAAAAACAAGAGAAAAAGGCAAAACAGGAAAACAAGUUAUAUACACAGAAAGUAAAGCUAACAGGGAAGGUUAAUGAACUGGGAGGGCUGUGGGUAUCAAAAGACGAGGUCUUGAUCUUCAAAGAGAAAAACAGAGACAAGUCAGGUAAUUUUUUUAAAGAUGCUUUUACAACCCAGCUACAAUUCAGGAAGCAGGUUCUUGGGAGCAAGGGACCAAAGGAGAAGUUUCAACUGCAGGUAAAGGGUCAUCAAUUUACAGUGGAAGAAUUGGAGGAAAAUUUGAUUGAUAUAAUUACAUUAAAUGAGGAAUUAGAGAAUGAAAUUGUUGAAGAAAGAUCAAUUCAGUACAAACCAUUAGAUCAGGUGAGUCAAAAUAUCAAAUUGGCAAAGGAAAAACUUGUGUUGAAAUUAGAGGAAAACAGGAAAAAAAUUCAAAUAGACCAACAAAAACAUUUAUUACCAGAGUAUAUCAAAAAACCAGAUUUAUUAGUGGGAAAGAAAAUAAAACAAAAGUUUAGAUUGGAAGAAUCAAGGGAGAUUGAAUGGUUUAGGGGAGAGGUGUUAAGCUUAGAGCGAGAGAAUGGGAGGAAAAGUAGGUAUCGUGUGAAGUAUGAAGAUGAAGAUGAUUGCGUUUUCACUUUGUUAAUUGAUAUUGAAAAAGGUGAUAUCAUUGUCUGUUGA